AUGAAGAUGAGCGUGUGCGGGGGCUACGACGUCGCCGGUGACAGCGCAGGAGGCGGUUGCCCGCACCAGCACGGCAAGUGCCUGGACGGCGAGGAGAUGCACCUCGGCAUGUGUUACAAAAAGUGUUCAGACUUGACCAAAGGCAAGUACAAGCACCGCGUGGCCGCGUCGACGUGCUGCAACACCGCCGGCUAUCACUGUUUCGGCAUGGGGAGACUUGCAUAUCCUCCUUUUCCUUCCCCUCAUCGUUCCUUCUCGCCCUCAUUUCUCGUGCCCUCGCCAGUCGGUAACAACACCAUUUGCGCCCGAAGCCUCCCCUGA
Prorocentrum cordatum is the source of this 321-nucleotide messenger RNA. The record is from the annotation of a GenBank genome assembly. NCBI's taxonomy places the organism in Eukaryota, Dinophyceae, Prorocentrales, Prorocentraceae.